Messenger RNA from Amaranthus tricolor (Joseph's coat), 2590 nucleotides. Its product is annotated as CBL-interacting serine/threonine-protein kinase 21. Gene Ontology annotation, biological process: signal transduction; protein phosphorylation. Lineage: Eukaryota; Viridiplantae; Streptophyta; Magnoliopsida; Caryophyllales; Amaranthaceae. Gene Ontology annotation, molecular function: ATP binding; protein kinase activity. Bases 295 to 1620 code for a protein of 441 amino acids. The transcript has 12 exons. The record is from RefSeq and is a predicted model, not a curated record.
UGAAAACGAAAUUGCUAACACAUGGCUUUGCUCUAAUUACACCAAAUUGGUUUUCUGUAUUCUCAAAAGCCACAAUUUAAGUAUGGUAGGUCAGGACUAUCCCAUACACAUUUCCUUCAAAUAUAACUCCUUUACUCUUAAUUAACACCCAAUAUUCAUUUCAGUUUCAUACUUUGAAAUCCGGUAUUAUUUCAGUAGCGACAACAAUCAUAUUAUAUUAUAUUAUAUUAUAUUAUAUUUCUCGGUUGAGAUCUGAGUUUGAUUCUUAUUAACCUGCUUACCUUGUAACAAAAAAUGGGGAUCAUGAGAAAUGUAGGGAAAUACCAACUUGGUAGUACCAUUGGUGAAGGAACUUUUGCCAAAGUUAAGCUUGCUAGAAAUAUAAUCAACAAUCAAAUAGUUGCUAUCAAAAUUAUUGAUAAGGAGAUGGUUUUGUCUAAUAAUCUUAUGUCUCAGGUGCAAAGAGAAAUUAGAACUAUGAAGCUUUUGAAUCAUCCUAACAUUGUAAGAAUACAUGAGGUUAUAGGUACAAAGACAAAAAUUUACAUAGUCAUGGAAUAUGUAUCAGGAGGACAACUUUCUGACAAAUUGUUUUAUGCAAAGAAGUUGAGCGAAUCGGACGCAAGAAAAUACUUCCAGCAAUUGAUAGAUGCAAUAGACUAUUGUCAUUCAAGAGGAGUAUAUCACAGAGACUUAAAGCCAGAAAACCUGCUUUUGGACAGCAAAGGAAACCUCAAAGUAUCAGAUUUUGGACUCAGUGCAUUGCAAAAGCCUGGAACUUUAUUGUCAACAGCAUGUGGUUCUCCAAGCUAUGUUGCACCUGAGCUACUGAAGAAAAAAGGUUAUCAUGGGGCAGCUGUAGAUGUGUGGGCUUGUGGAGUGAUCUUAUUUGAAUUGCUUGCGGGUUAUCUUCCAUUCGAUGAUCCCAAUCUAAUGACAUUGUACACAAAGAUUUGGAGAGCGGAAUAUGAAUGUCCGAACUGGUUUUCACAGACCCAAAAGAAACUUAUUGCACGAAUAUUGAAUCCGGUUUCCAGAAAGCGAAUUACAGUAGCCGAAAUCAUGGAAGACGAGUGGUUUAAGACAAAUUAUGAGCCUGCCACAGGCAUUAACUUGCAAAGAAAUGAUAUCACAGACGAUGUUCAAGCAGUUUUUGAACCUGAAAAGGAAAGUUCAGAAGACGAAAACAUCUCUGAAACUCGAGGAUUCAUCAAUGCGUUCCAACUAAUAGCAAUGUCUUACGAGCUUGAUUUGUCAGCUUUGUUUGAAGAAAAUGAUGACAAGAAGAACAGGAUAAUGCUGGGUUCUAAAUACACAGUAACAGAAACUAUACAAAAGAUAGAGGCAGCUGCAAGAAAUGCAAGUUUUUCGAUCGAAAUGAUGAGUAACAGCAAAGUGCAAAUGCAAUUAAAAUCGAAGUCUCGAUCAACCUUUAACCUUUUAGCGGAGGUGAUUAAAGUCGCACCAACAGAUUGCGUAGUACAAGUUUCAAAAUCAGUCGGAGAAUCAGGGAUAUAUCAACAGUUCUGCAGAAGUUUAUCUAGUUUACUAAACGAAGAUUCGAACAAAAAUCUUAACAUUGGAUUCACUAGUACGAAGUCUAAAACACGAAGAUCAUGAAAGGUUUAUUAUAGGCGGUAUGAUCAUUAGUAGGAAAAAUUUUAUCGGGGGACAAAUUUAGCAACCGGGUUCCAACGUUUUUGAGCAAUAAGAUGAUCAUAUGGUUUCGAGUUUUGACUAUGAAAAUGUAAGGAGUUAGAUAAUGUCUAGUUAAAAAUUAAGCUUAGGCUUGAUCCAUUGAGAAGGUACAUGAAGAAUUGAGACACAAUGUCAAUCUUGAAGUUAAAGCAUGAUUCUUUUCUUUGUGCAUGAACUUCUAUUUUUUAGUGCUACUAGACAAUCAACUGAAUACAUCCAAUUUUCCAAAUGUGCUAGUAAGCAUCUUACUCAAUCUCCAAUUUAAUAGAGUAUAUAACAUAUAAUUGGGCUACAUCUCAAAACUUUAGCUGAUAGUUGUAUGCUAGUAGCCCUAUACUAUGUUAUAUAUAAAAGCUUAUGCUGAUGGAUGUCACCUCAUAAUAUGUUACAUAUAAAUGGUUGCAACUUUGUAUUAUAUGUAAAAGCUUUAGCCGAUAGUUUUAGGCUUGUAGCCCCAUAUUAUGUUAUAUAUAAAAGCUUAUGUUGACGCUUGUCACCUCAUAACAUGUUAAAUACAAAUUGUUGUAACCUCAUAUUAUGUUAUAUAUAAAAGCUUCAGCUGAUGGUUGUAGGCUUGCAGUCUCAUAAUAUGUUAUAAUACAAAAGCUUAAUGAUGAUUAUAACCCCAUAAUACGUUAUGGAUAUACAUGAUACAUCUUAUGUCUCAAAUGAGAAUAGUGUAUACUUGGGUACUAGUAGCCCCAUAACAACUUUUCAAUGAAAAGGAAAUUACAUACGAAAUUGCACUUGCAACCACAUUAUGAUUCACUUGGUGUUACUUUGUGCUUUGGAAUUUUCUUUGUGAUGGACACUACUUUUUAAGUUAUCAUGUUGCCACUUAGGCUUGACAACCAUUUGCAAAAUGAUAUAUCAUUUGUGUUUUUGAUUCAAU